AAACGCUCCGCCCGCCCGACCGCGAGCUCUGCGUCGACGUCGCCUCCCUGCUCACCGCUUCCUGUCGCGCUCUGCACACAUUUCUGUCUUGUCCCAACAUCUCCGGCGUCCCGGCUAGACAAGCCGCGAGGACAGCUGCCAUCUACGUCGACACGGCCAGCGCGUCCAAUCGCAUCCUACUGCCUAUAACGUGUACACAUUCCUCGUCGGAACCCAAACUCAGAGUUUCCUCAUGUAUGAGCGAGGCGUUUCUGCGUCUUGUCGUAUCCUCGAUCGUCUACGGACUCGAGGCACCUACACACUGGUAGUACUCUCCCUUCCUUCGACGCAGCAGCCUCUAUUCUGCGAAGACUCAUCGAGAACAGCCUUGCACGGUCUUCUAGGGCAUACUGGACGAACACACGGAUUCUGCGCUGUACAUCAAUACCAUCAUCUUCGCCGUUAAGCAGAGCGACUCCUCUCAUGGCGUCUUCGCCUCUAGCUCAUCCAUGCGCAAGCGUGCCAUGUACCUCUCCGAGCCGCACACCCUCCUGUCGAUAUUGAGGUUUUGGUGGAGAGAUGUGUGGGACGGACAGGGCGGAGUAGGAGCAUUUAUACGAUCGAUAGCUACCAACGCGCCGCAUAUACGGCGAGACCGCAAGGUCCCAGCUCGCAGCAGCCCGCUAUCUCCGGUCCCUCGCCCUCGUACGUAUACCCAUCUCUCUUUCCUAAGCCCCACUCGCCUCUGCACCUUCGUACCGAGCCCGAAACACACAACCUCAUCAUCGAAGCUGGUCGAGCGCACUGGUCGAGCGCACCGCACCCCCGACACCUGGAAGAACCCACCCCGCGCAUCCGUUGUCCCGCCCGACACUCAACAGACGCGGCGCGUCUGCCCGUCAUCCCAUCCGACACCCCAACUCCUACUCAGACGGGAACUGGCUACAGGGCACGCCCGUCUCGCCUGGGCCCUGAUAUGCGACGGCAGCACCACGUCGCCAAUCUCUCACUGCACUGACCUUGAUGGAAUCCCACCGGAAACGGAGUGCGCGUCGCGCGGUCCGCCUCGGGCACGGCGCGCGCGAGCCCGCGGAAGACAAUGCUCAGCGGCCCUUGGUAGGCAGUGAACUCGUCGAGGUUGAUAUAUUGCUUGAGCGGUCAGCUACAACCUACAGGUUUGUUCAUUAGCACGCAGAGAUCUUCAACGGUGUGUUUGUCCUGACAACCGCGUCCGUCGGCUAGUCUGCUGGGCGUCAAGUCUCGUUUCUAAUGCUGUAUUCUAGCCUCACGAACAUCGUCCUCGCGCAUGCUCCUCAAUGUGUCAGUGUUUCCAUCAGCAGCACUCCUGGCCCCGACACGUCAUCGUCUCCUUGUGUGCACUUUAGAUAUACACGCUUUAGACAUCGUUACUGUAAUAAUCUUGUUGCAACGACCAUAGAGUUGCGUUAUGAGAACUUGCAUAGAGGAGGACUUAAGCAGUGUUCAGUUUCUUUCACUUGGAUUACGUUUUGUUCCCGUUGGCAAACCCGAAGAACGGAUGUAG
Rhodofomes roseus is the source of this 1522-nucleotide messenger RNA. RefSeq lists its product as uncharacterized. The transcript is spliced from 3 exons. Bases 489 to 1106 code for a protein of 205 amino acids. The record is from RefSeq and is a predicted model, not a curated record. Lineage: Eukaryota; Fungi; Basidiomycota; Agaricomycetes; Polyporales; Fomitopsidaceae.